Molecule: messenger RNA, 2439 nt
Organism: Salarias fasciatus (jewelled blenny)
Lineage: Eukaryota; Metazoa; Chordata; Actinopteri; Blenniiformes; Blenniidae
Gene: sh3gl3b
Product: SH3-domain GRB2-like 3b
Exons: 10
Coding region: 87-1223 (378 amino acids)
Biological process (GO): synaptic vesicle uncoating
Cellular component (GO): cytoplasm; presynapse; glutamatergic synapse
Molecular function (GO): protein binding
Source: RefSeq, a predicted model, not a curated record
GAAUCCCUGCCGGGGACGGAGCUUCUGAGGCGGCAUGAAGGCGCUCGGUGUCCCGCAGCCGCUCCGCUGAUCCGCAGGCGGUGAAGAUGUCGGUGUCCGGGAUGAAGAAGCAGCUGCAUAAAGCCAGCCAGCUGCUGAACGAGAGGCUGAUGGGAGCCGAGGGCACCAGGCUGGACGAGGACUUCCUGCAGAUGGAGAAGAGCGUCGCUGUGAUCCAGGCUCUGCUCAGCGAGCUGCUGGCCAGAACCACCGAGUUCCUGCAGCCCAACCCCGCAUACAGAGCCAAACUGAGCAUGCUCAGCACCGUGUCCAGGCUCCGGGGGCAGGGCCGGGGCUCGGGGUACCCACAGACAGAAGGCAUGCUGGGAGACGCCAUGGUGCGCUACGGCCAGCAGCUGGGAGGCGCCUCUGAGUUCGGCGGGGCUCUGCUCCAGGUGGGCGGAGCCUUGCAGGAGGUUUCUCGAGCUCGUGAGCUCCUGGACGCGGACGUCACUCGAGGCUUCCUGGAUCCUCUGCAGGAGAUGGAGAGGGCGGAGCUGAAGGACAUCAGGUUUCAGCUGAAGAAGGUCAACGGUCGGCGGCUGGAUUUCGACUACAAGCGGCGGCGGCGGGAGCGACUUCCUGCGGAGGAGGUCCAGCAGGCCGGGGAGAAGUUCCUGAGCUCCAAGGAGCUGGCAGAGCGGAGCAUGUUCCUGCUGCUGCACCACGACCUGGAUCAGAUCCGGCACCUGGCGGCUCUGAUCGCCGCGCUGCUCAACUUCCACCGCAGCUCCCAGGGCAUCCUGCUCAGCCUGCAGCAGGACCUGCAGACCAGGCUGACUGCUGCCAGUAACAGACCGGAGCGGCGCUUCAGGCCUAAAAAGAUCCGAGUGCGAAGCGACCACAGCGGCAGCAUCUCCUUCUACCACCAGCCGACGAUCACCGCUGCCCCGCCCCCAGUGGAGCAGCAGACAGUGCUACCGUACAGUUCCAGCCUCGGUCACAGCGGCGGCGGCGGCGGCGGCGGCGGCGGCGGUGGCGGGCCGCCCCCGGACCGGCCCUGCUGCCGGGCGCUCUUCUCCUUCCAGCCCAGCAGAGACGGCGAGCUGAGCUUCGGCCAGGGCGACGUCAUCGCGCUCUCCCGCCGCGUCGACGACAACUGGUUCCGGGGCGAGCUGGGCGGCCGCUCGGGCCUGCUGCCCGUCAGCUACGUGGACGUGCUGGUCCCGCUGCCGUCGCCAUGACGACCAGCAUCGUAUCCCCCGCUUCUAAUUUGCACUGGUUUCCACAGGACGGAUGGAGAGGAUGUUCGGCCAUGUGGCCGCCCUCCGGGCGGCCGUGCCUUCAGCUUUAGCUUCGUCACAGAUCAUUAAAAAAAAGAUAUUACAAGAAAACAAAUGAAAGAAAGAGCUGGAAUGAGAAAAUCUGAUGCAAAGAAUUGAAAGUUAAGAACUGUAAUGCAACUAUCCAUUAAAAAUUUACCCAAGAACAACUCAACACGCAAAAUAAUCAAACAUAAUGUGAUUAGCAGAGAGAUUCAUAAAAAUACAUGCAUUAGAAGAGCUAAAAAUGAAUUAAAAUACAUUAAAAUACCUCAGAGAUUAUUCAGUUCCCCAAAACAUCAACACAGCUUGAGACUAAUAAAAUAAACAUAAAAUCAUCAGAAGUGGACAAAAACAACAACUCUUUAAUACAUAACCAUACAAAUAACACAAGCACCGUCACUUUUUUAGAGAAGGGAAUUUAAAUGAAUGAUUCCUGAGGCACAAGACAACUGGCAAUAACCCGUAGGUAAACCACAGUCUCACUAAGGGCCGACAACACAACCAAACAAACACAACUGCAGCAGCUGGAAUGCAACACCUGUAAAAUACUGAAGGAAGAAACACCAGAGGUGAAAAUCCUCCACUGUCCAACAGGCAGGAAGACUCCUCUCAUCUCACCGCUCCGGGUUUCUCCCACCAUGAAGUGGUUCCUGUAGAAGUUUUAGUGUAGAGUCAUGAGAACACGAACACACACACACACGCACACACACACACACACACACACACACACACACACAGAGCGACUGUUCCUUUAAUAGAAAACAGGUACACUUUAGAGUCAAGUGACAUUAGUUUAGCACAUAAAAAGAGCUGAAAUAAGCAGAAAAAUAUAAAUCUGCCACUUUUACACCACCAAUGCUUGUGUGUGUGUGUGUUGCUGCUGCUUCAGGAAGUUAAAUACAAUCACGGUUGCUCGGAUGUGUUUGAUUGUUGGAGAACAGUGUUCUCAGAUUCAGCUCGAUCAAUAAUGUCUGAGUCGAAGAGACGCUUCGAUUUGUUUGAGUUGGACUCAGUGAACAUCUGUGUCUUUAUUCAGGAAGCUGGACUGAAGCCUUGUUUUCCUCUGACAGCACAUGUUUGUUUAAAGAAUGUAUUUCUGCAAUAAUUUACCUGAAUAAUAAAUGUCUGUCACCUC